CUGCAGAUCACACCUAGCGAGUGAAUGGCUGUGGAAAAUGACUCUUCAGUGGCAGAGUUUAUUUUUAUGGGACUAACAGACCAACCUGAGCUCCAACUGCCCCUCUUUUUCCUGUUUUUGGUGAACUAUGUGAUCACCAUGGUGGGCAACUUGAGUUUAAUUAAUCUAAUUUGCCUGAAUUCACACCUUCACACCCCCAUGUAUUUUUUCCUUCUCAAUCUGUCCUUCAUUGAUCUCUGCUAUUCAUUUGUCUUUACCCAAAUGCUGCUGAGCUUUAUUUCAGAGAGAAACAUCAUCUCCUUUCCAGGAUGCAUGACUCAGCUCUUUUUCUUCUGCUUUUUUGUCAACUGCGAGUGCUUCGUGCUGACAGCCAUGGCCUAUGAUCGCUAUAUGGCCAUCUGCAAACCCCUUCUGUACACGGUCACCAUAUCCCCUCAAAUCUGUUCUCUGAUGAUGUUUGGUUCAUAUGUAAUGGGGUUUGCUGGGGCCAUGAUCCACACAGGGUGUACGAUGAGGCUCAUCUUUUGCGACUCCAAUGUCAUCAACCAUUACAUGUGUGACAUCUUCCCACUGCUUCAGCUCUCCUGCAGUAGCACCUAUGCCAGUGAGCUGGCGAUGUCUAUUACUGUGGGCACAGUUGCUAUCGUAUCAAGCAUCAUUAUCUUACUCUCUUAUGCUUUGAUUCUUUUCAAUAUCCUUCACAUGUACUCAGCUAAGGGUUGGUCCAAAGCCAUCAGUACCUGUGGCUCCCACAUAAUAACUGUUGGUCUAUUCUAUGGAUUUGGGCUGCUUACUCAUGUUAAGUCAUCAUUUGAUGGGGCUAUGGGUCAGGGGAAGUUUCUCUCAGUGUUUUACACAAAUGUGGUACCCAUGCUGAACCCCCUCAUUUAUAGCCUCAGGAACAAGGAUGUCAAACUUGCUCUAAAGAAAACCCUAAGCAGAAUUACAAACUGAGUAGAGCCAAUGGUGCUGCCUUAGCUCCUUCUCCAAUUGUUGAGUCUUCCUCUCCUCCUCCUGCUCGUCCUUAUCUGCUUCAUCUUGUUCUUCUUUUCCUUCUCUCCAUCUUUUUUGUAAAAUCUUGUAGGCAAGAUUUCUCC
This is a messenger RNA of Callithrix jacchus (white-tufted-ear marmoset), 1097 nucleotides long. RefSeq names its product olfactory receptor 8C8-like. The record is from RefSeq and is a predicted model, not a curated record. Gene Ontology annotation, cellular component: membrane. NCBI's taxonomy places the organism in Eukaryota, Metazoa, Chordata, Mammalia, Primates, Cebidae. Gene Ontology annotation, molecular function: olfactory receptor activity; G protein-coupled receptor activity. Gene Ontology annotation, biological process: G protein-coupled receptor signaling pathway.